Copidosoma floridanum is the source of this 795-nucleotide messenger RNA. RefSeq names its product phospholipase A2 group XII (gene GXIVsPLA2). Gene Ontology annotation, biological process: arachidonate secretion; phospholipid metabolic process; lipid catabolic process. Lineage: Eukaryota; Metazoa; Arthropoda; Insecta; Hymenoptera; Encyrtidae. Gene Ontology annotation, cellular component: extracellular region. The record is from RefSeq and is a predicted model, not a curated record. Gene Ontology annotation, molecular function: calcium ion binding; A2-type glycerophospholipase activity.
AUGGACAUCUUCCAGUACAGGAAGGUCUUUAUCUACGCCCUGACUUUUCUGGCGUAUGCCUGGUCGGGCUACGGAGCCGGCCUACUGACGAAUCUCCGGGAUGCCGUGCUCGCAGCCGAGACCGUCUUCUCGGACCUCUUUGAGAACGCCAUCACCGUUGCUCGUAAAAUUCGGGACAUACACGAAGUCUUCGACGCAGCGGUUGAUGAGAAUUGCGUCUACCACUGUCCGUCCGGGGCAACUCCAAAAGCUGACUGGAAUCACAAGCCUUCGUACGACGGAUGUGGCUCUUUAGGCAUUGAUGUUGAUCAACAGUACCUUCCACUUGAACAAAUGACAAAAUGCUGCAAUGAUCACGAUGUGUGUUAUGAUACUUGCAAUUCUGAUAAAGAGAAAUGUGACUUGGAAUUCAAGAGGUGUUUGUACAAAUACUGCGAAGGCUACCAGUCGACUGGAUUAACGAUUGUAAAUACAUGCAAGGCAGCUGCCAAACUCCUGUACACAGGAACAACAACUUUAGGUUGCAAGAGUUAUCUCGAUGCUCAGAAGCAAGCUUGUUACUGUGGUAAUAAAGCUAAAACUAAAAAACCAAAACGUGCUGCUCAAGCAGGUGGAGAAUUGUAAAGUGACCUUUCACAUUUGUCAAUGUUGUACAUAAGAAUCAAUUAUUUCAUCUAAUUUAUUUUUAUAUAUGUAUCAAACUAUUAUCAUGUAAUUACUCUUGUACAUGAAAAAAUUUGUUUCUGUAAAAUUUACUACUGACGCGAACCAAAAUAUAAUACAAACAAUAAAUGU